Messenger RNA from Dioszegia hungarica, 2091 nucleotides. Its product is annotated as Endonuclease/exonuclease/phosphatase. NCBI's taxonomy places the organism in Eukaryota, Fungi, Basidiomycota, Tremellomycetes, Tremellales, Bulleribasidiaceae. Gene Ontology annotation, cellular component: nucleus. Gene Ontology annotation, biological process: base-excision repair. The record is from RefSeq and is a predicted model, not a curated record. Bases 1 to 2091 code for a protein of 696 amino acids. The transcript has 9 exons. Gene Ontology annotation, molecular function: phosphoric diester hydrolase activity; endonuclease activity; DNA binding.
AUGAGGAUUCUCACUUGGAACGUGAAUGUCUUGCGGACAUGUAUGGACUACCACCCAUUCUCGUCGAUGAAGAAACGGAAUGUGGAGGGACUGCUAGAUGAGCUCGGCGCCGAGAUCUUCUGCUUCCAGGCAGAGCACAAGACUCGUCGGCCCACUUUGGAGAAGUCUAUGGCCUGUCCGGGACCCUAUGACGGCUUCUGGACCUUCCCGCGCAAAGGCACCGGCUACUCUGGCGUAUGCACAUUCGUCGACUCGCGGUAUUGCGUGCCUCUGAAGGCGGAAGAAGGAAUCACUGGUCUCCUGCUGGAUGACAAGGCAAGCACGAUGCGGCCGGCGUGGACGAUGGAGGAGCGCAUAGGAGGAUAUCCCGAGGUGGAGGGGAUGAGCUGGGUGGACGAGGAAGGAGCGGGCGCUUUCGAUGUCAAGAGGCUGGACAUGGAGGGGAGGGCUGUGAUGUGUGACUUUGGCCUGUUCAUCCUCUUCAACCUGUACUCGCCAAACGAAACCAACGACACUCGCCGGCCGUACAAGAUGAACUUUCUUCACGCCCUUCAAGAACGUGUCCGCCUCCUCAUGGCCUCCGGACGCGAAGUCAUCAUCGCCGGUGAUCUCAAUAUCGUCCGCGCUCCUAUCGACUCGGGCGAGGGCGGGAUCCGCUCGUCUGCGGAACAGCACUACGAGCAUCCCGCGCGCGUGAUCUUUAACGAUUGGAUCGCGCCGAGGGGUCCUAUGGUGGAUGUGGUCAGGGAGAGCUUUCCGGACAGGGACGAUAUGUUUACGUGCUGGAAUCAGAAGUUGGACGCCAGGCCGUCCAACUAUGGCUCCCGGAUCGACUAUAUCCUCUGCUCUCCCGGUCUCCGUCCCUGGAUCAAAGGCGGCGAUAUCCUCAACAAGGUGUACGGCUCGGACCACUGUCCCGUCUAUAUCGACCUUCACGAGGAGAUCGACCAUCCCACUCUCGGCCCGCUCAAGCUCAGGGACAUGCUCGAUCCGCCGAACAGAACUCCGUCGACCGCCCCGGUGUAUCCGAAUGACGUACCGAGGGAGGCGCCAGAACCGCCUCGGUUCGCUACCAAGUUUCUGGAUGAGUUCUCGGGGAAGCAAACGACGCUGAAGAGCUUUUUUGGGGGAGGGAAGAAGGUGGAGAAGGAGGAUAAGGGAAAGGAGGCGAAGGCGGAGAAGGCCAUGGCUCAGGGUAGCGAUAGGGCUGCGGGGGAGGCACCGGCGCAGGUGCUCCCGCCCGUCAAGAAGGUGGAGGAGGCACCUUCUGCGCCUUUUGCUCUUGCUCGGGCGGCUUUUGACUCGCUGGACCAUUCCAUCGGAUCGGCGGAAAGUUCGAGCUCGGGUCGGAAACGGUCGACCACCUCAGCCAGUAUCGACCUGACCAGCGAGGACGAUAUCGAGAUGCUGCCGUCUGCCUCACGCUCGAACAGCGCCAGCGCCAGCGUAGGUCUGAGCAACGGCCGGCCAUCACUCCAAGCCACCAAAAAGCCGAGCAAGGAGCCAACCAAGUCCAAGCCAAUUACCAAGAAUGGCAAGGCAGGAGCUCCCGCCCAAGCUAGCAUCUCAUCCUUCUUCGCCCCUCCUCCCAAACAACGCUCCGUCUCCGCUUCCUCUCCACCUCGCUCGACGAAACAACCUUCUCUACCCCUAUCUACCACGUCGACCUCCCAAACCUCUUCUAUCGCCUCUUCCUCCCGCACUACCGCAACGCCUCGCCAGACCUACCCGGAGGACGACGCGGCCAUAGCAGCCGCCAUCCUCGCUGCGGACAACGAGCGCUCUUCCGCGCGCGACGCGAAAAAAGCGGAAGUGGCGCCAAUAUGGAACAACCUCUUUGCGAAGAAGUUGCCGCCUAUGUGCAAUGUGCAUAAUAAGCCAUGUAAAGACUUUAUCGUCAAGAUACCGGGACCGAAUAAGGGCAAGAGGUUCUGGCUGUGUUCAUUACCGGUCGGGGCGGGGUAUGAUACGGGAAGGACAAAGCGGAAAAGGGAGGAUGUCAAUCCGGAGUUUAGGUGUGACUUCUUCUUGUGGGAUUCAGCCAACUCGCGGAAGGAGAUACCUCAGAGUUCGCCGAAGGGAUCGGGCUGA